Messenger RNA from Vittaforma corneae ATCC 50505, 1620 nucleotides. RefSeq lists its product as uncharacterized. The transcript has a single exon. Lineage: Eukaryota; Fungi; Microsporidia; Nosematidae. Gene Ontology annotation, cellular component: nucleolus. The record is from RefSeq and is a predicted model, not a curated record. Bases 1 to 1620 code for a protein of 539 amino acids. Gene Ontology annotation, molecular function: ATP binding; nucleic acid binding; RNA helicase activity.
AUGUCUCUAAAAACUUUCAAAGAUUUAAACAUUCAUAAAGAUGUAAAAGAUACGUUGGAGAAAAUAGGAUUUGAAGCGAUGUCACCCGUUCAAGUGCGGACCAUUCCCGAGUUUUUAGAAAAGGACGUUAUUGUGCAGAGCCAGACGGGGUCUGGAAAGACGCUUUCUUAUCUCGUUCCAGUUCUGAAUACAAUUUUCAAAAUACAUGACCAAAAGACAGGCUCUCAAAACGUAAAUGAACAGAAGAUGGACGACGAGCAGAGAAAAGUGACCAUUAAUGCACUUAUUAUUGCACCAACUAGAGAACUCUGCAUCCAAAUUAGUGACAUUGCAAACAGUUUUGGAAUAAAAUCCAGCAUCAUCAUUGGCGGUGUUCCAAUCGAGGAGGAUCUGAACAAGCUGGAGUCUGAAAUUGUUGUUGGAACACCAGGCAGACUCUUGGAAAUCACUUCGGAAAAUGCUAAAAAAUUCAGUAGAAUCAAAUACCUAGUUUUGGAUGAGAGCGACAAAUUGCUUAGUCUUGGAUUUGAACAGAAGUUGUUAAAGAUUCUUGAAUGCCUCCCUAAGAACAGGAUUACUGGGCUAUUCUCAGCUACCAUUGACGAUCAGGUAACUAGAUUUUGUCAAAGCUCGUUGAAAAAUCCAGUAACGAUAAAAAUAGCGGAACAUCUGCCGGAAAAUCUGCACUUGAAAUAUUUGAUAGCAAUGCCCACUCAGAAAUUUGAUGCCUUGGUGAGAUUUAUAAGAAAUAGAAAGUCUAUUGUGUUUUUUGGGACAUGCAACUGUGUGAAUUUUUACUACGAAGCGCUUUUGAAACUUUUUGUAGAGAGUGCUUGUGUUGAUAAGGUUCACAACAGAAAUUGUGGCGAAAGCCUAGAAGAAAAUAUCAACGGUGGACAAGAUGGAACAGAAGCCAUUGGCCCGAAUGUUGCUAGUGUAAUAAGCGCACCAGCGAAUAGUACUUCACGAGAUAGCAAUGCAAGUGCUUUAAAAAUCUACAAAAUUCACGGAAAGAUGGAUCAAAAGGACAGAAAUACUGUAUAUGCUGAUUUUGAAGCUAAUGGCAAUAUCCUUUUGUGCACAGACGUAGCUGCCAGGGGUAUUGACUUCAAAAGCGUCGAAUUGGUAGUUCAUUUUGAUGCACCAAAAGACCAUGCUAAUAUAGUACAUCGUAGUGGCAGAACUGCAAGAAUGGGAAUGAGAGGCGAGGCAAUGGUGCUUUUGAUGCCUAAUGAAAGAUCCUUCGUCAACUUUCUAAAACUUAAAGGUGUAGAAAUGGAAGAGGUUAGUUUGCCAAGCCUAGCUGAAGUAAGCAACACGGAAGACCAUUUGAACCGUGACGGUUAUGCUUUAAGCCCCCACUCAAUUCUAAAGAGCAGGAUGACUGAAAGUCUUCUUUCCUUGUCGGUAAAAGCUUUUGUUUCGUACAUCCGAGGAUAUAAAGAACACAUACUUAACUACAUAUUAAACUACAAAGAACUUGAUUUUGAUGGAUUGGCAGAACUGUUUUGCCUUGAAAGGAUACCUUCGAUGGCCGAGCUGAAAAACAUUAAAUUCAGAAAGUAUGAGAGAAAGGCACCGGUGGAGAAUUCUAAGCAGAAAAGAAUAAAGAAAGGUUAG